This is a messenger RNA of Astrephomene gubernaculifera, 414 nucleotides long. NCBI's taxonomy places the organism in Eukaryota, Viridiplantae, Chlorophyta, Chlorophyceae, Chlamydomonadales, Astrephomenaceae. The record is from the annotation of a GenBank genome assembly.
GUCAAGCAGAAGGACACGGUCUACCACCAGACGUUGCGAGGUGAAAUUCGUUCGGCUCUCAGUACUGAGCAUUAUGAUGGCUGGGGUUCUAAGGUGUUGAAGAUUCUGAAAAUGUUAGGGACGGAUUUGACGGCCUUGGGGGGUGAAUUGGACUUGAAUGCGCGUGUGGAACGUAUUGCUGGCACGGAGCUAAAUGUGUCUGCUCUCACUAAAAAGUUUGCUGAUAGAAUGGAUGCGGAUUGGGAGGAUAGGAGUUUGGAAGAUGACCCGCGGCUUUUCAACCCAGUAGACCCCGUACCAGGGGUUGGAGUUAAGAUGUGCAGGUACAAAAAUUGGAUGGGUGACCCGGUUGACAGGGGGUACAUUACUCAGCGGCAGCAUGUGAACCUGAUGCGUUUUCGGCUGUGUGUGUGG